AUGACUAUCAUAUUCUACGACAUUCCAUCAACUGCACCAGGGAGCGCCUGGUCCCCAAAUACCUGGAAAGUUAGAUAUUGCUUGAACUACAAGGGAAUACCUUACAAAACCGAGUGGGUCGAAUACCCCGACAUCAAAAAGCACUGCCAAGAACGUGGGAUUGAGCCCACUUUUACUGGGCCAGGAGCGCCCGAGGGAGGCCUGUACACGCUCCCUGCGAUACACGAUCCAUCCACGGGCAUCUACCUCGCCGACUCCCAGGCCAUCGCCGAGUACCUCGAGAAGACCUAUCCAGAUACCCCACCCGUGUUUCCAGAUAACACCGCCGCCCUUCAGAUAGGCUUCGCGCGAGGGUUCCAUCGCACAGCGCUCGAGGCGCUGCCGGAGUUCAUCCAGCCCGCUAUACUCGGACGCCUUAACCCAGCUAGCCAGGAGUUCUUCCGACGCACGAGAGAAGAAGAUUUUGGGAUGAAACUGGAGGACGUCUUGCCGCAGGGCGAGAAGCGGAUCGAGCGUUGGGCGAAGGUGAAGUCGGAUUUUGGCCAGGUCGCGGAUUGGUACGAUAGGAAUGGAGGGAAAGAUCCGUUCUUAUUGGGAGAGAAGCUGUCGUGGGGAGAUAUGGUCGUUGCGGGCUUCACGGUCUGGCUAAAGAUUAUAUGGGGGGAAGAUAGCACCGAGUGGAAGGAGAUCGAGACGUGGCAUAAUAGGCGGUGGAAGACCCUCCUCGGUGCUUUGGAGAAAUACAGUGCAAUCCACUAA
Messenger RNA from Cyclocybe aegerita, 759 nucleotides. The record is from the annotation of a GenBank genome assembly. NCBI's taxonomy places the organism in Eukaryota, Fungi, Basidiomycota, Agaricomycetes, Agaricales, Hemipholiotaceae.